Sorex araneus (European shrew) is the source of this 1823-nucleotide messenger RNA. It is a transcript of the gene RPP40, whose product is annotated as ribonuclease P/MRP subunit p40. Gene Ontology annotation, molecular function: ribonuclease P activity; ribonuclease MRP activity. Gene Ontology annotation, biological process: endonucleolytic cleavage in ITS1 to separate SSU-rRNA from 5.8S rRNA and LSU-rRNA from tricistronic rRNA transcript (SSU-rRNA, 5.8S rRNA, LSU-rRNA); tRNA 3'-end processing; tRNA 5'-leader removal. The transcript is spliced from 7 exons. The record is from RefSeq and is a predicted model, not a curated record. NCBI's taxonomy places the organism in Eukaryota, Metazoa, Chordata, Mammalia, Eulipotyphla, Soricidae. Gene Ontology annotation, cellular component: ribonuclease MRP complex; multimeric ribonuclease P complex. Bases 9 to 1295 code for a protein of 428 amino acids.
CGCCCGGAAUGGGCUCGGGGGGCCCGGCAGGCGGGAGGCGCGCGCCGGGGCGGGCCCGCGCGGGGCAUGCUGGGAGCGGUAGUCUGCGCCGCGGGGCGCCCGUUGCCGCGGCCGCCGUGAACUACGACUCCCAGGGUGCGCCGCGCGCCAAGACACGUGCAGCCCGGCGGGCCCCCCCACCCGCCCCGCGCGGCGGCCACGCGACCCCCGCGAGCCCAGGCGGGCCCCCAGCGCCGCGGGGCGUGGCCCCGAACCCAAGCCCAAGCGCCCUAGGCGGGGUCCAGGGCGGGGCUGCCCGCGACCCCCGUUCCGCUGGCCGCCCGCAGGUGUCCGUGCUGGUGCCCGAGUGCGGCCUCCUGCCCCAGGAGCUGCGGGCGCUGCUCGCCCGGGCCGGACCCUACUUCUCGGUGCGGGCCCUGCCGCUGUGGGAGCUGCUCGCCCCGCGCUUCGUCAGCACGUUCGUGCAGGGCGGGUCCUGCUACGCCCUGAGCUUCAACACCAGCAUCGAUGAGGACAACGCUGCUGCCCUGCUGCCCAGCGGGAAGUUAAUCUUAUCCCUGGAUAAAGACACGUAUGAGGAGACGGGGCUGCAGGGCCGGCCGUCCCGCCACGCUGGCAAGAACACCGUGAAAUUCAUCGUUGUUGUUGAUCUGCUGGAUUUAUCCCUGAACCCAGCGUCAAAGAAAUCGCAGCGGGUUCUCUGGUCCUUCCGGGAGAAGCAGCCACUGACGUUCGACUUUCUGCUGGCGUGGGACCCUGCAGGGGCAGAGGACUCAGCCAUGAUGUCCUACUUCUCCAGCUACCAGAUCCGGGAGCACCAGCCAUGCAUGGUCCUGAGCACUGUGGCCGAGCUGGAGUGUCCUGUGCUGCAGAGCGGGGAGCCCCGGGGGCAGCCAGGGGACUCGUGCAGCGCGCCCGACUUCCUGGAGUGGCUGGGGGCCGUCUUCAGCGGUGCAGAGCUGAAGAACGAGCCGGACAGCUUCAUCUCCACCUACUGCUGUCCCCAGCCCAGCACGGUGGCAGCCAGGGCCUCCUUGUGCACCCUCUCUGGUCUCCUGCUCCCCGCCCAGAUCUCUGCCCUGCUGGAGCAGCUGCGCCGCUACUUUGCAGAGCCUAAGCUGGCCCCGUGGGUCGCACUGUCCGUGCAAGGUUUUGCCGACAGCCCCGUGUCCUGGGGCGAAGACGAACACGGCUUUGGGGGCAGCGGCGACCACCUGUACAGCUUUGUCAUCUUUGGCAACCAGGACUACUGGCUGCAGAUGGCCGUGGGCGCCAGGGACGAGUGUCCACCCUAGAGCCCAGCCGAGGCCCUUCCCAGGACUGCUGGACCUGAUGGCAGAGGACGUGUGUCUGCCGGCCAGGAAGCAACGUUUCUUAGAUGGGCUCUGGCCCCACAGGAACUGCCCUGUUGGCGUCCCGCAAGUCCCCUGCACUGGAGCCCUGUCCGUUCUGAUUCCAGCCCCGGGGCCCACGUGCGGAGGAGCUGGCAGCCUUCUGAGCACCCCCAGGGCUAACGGGCCUCGGGACUCAUGUCACCGAGUUUGAAGUGGAAACCGUGUUGGGGGUAUCAGUUUGACAAUGGGAGAAGGGGUCAGGAAGGAAGCUGGCUGGACCCUGCCGCAGUGUGGCAGAGGGAAGGGGUCCCUGGAAAGGGCCCAGGACAGAAGGUGGGGUGCGCCCUGAGCAUCGGGUCCCUUUCAGAGCUCCUGUUUGUGGUGGCAGCAGUGUUCUGCCUCCCACGGGAAGGGGUCUGGGCAGAUGGGCUGGUCACAUUAGUACCAAAGCUGGUUUCUGCUUUAAAGGCCAAUAAAAAGGCUACUCUG